AUGGAAACGCCAAGCCACAUAAUUAAAGAAAAGGACUUCAAGUACAAUGGGAAAGACGCCAGUAGUUUUCUACGGUGCUGUGCGUGCGGGGGUUACACACCUUUUAUAUUCUAUAUUACAUCCAGGGCAGCGCUAACAGCAGUAAGAAUGCACCUCACACACAAUUUUUUCUGCGUGGAAUGUAUACCCGCGCCAGCCUUAAACGACACUAGUGGCUGUUCAAUGUACCCUACAGGCAGCCUUUUACGAAAUGAGCAGUUUCUCCAGCUGUUUGUAGGUUUUAAAUAUUACAACCCGUACUACCAACUAUAUGCGGGGAAAAAACGAAUAAUCAUAACUGAGGAAACGAAAAUCCAUCAAAGCUUCAAGAAAAUCGCCCGUAAACCGAUGCCUACGGAAGUUAAAUUGAAGAAAAUUUACGAUUUGUUUCUGCCUGUGCAUCAGUUGAGAUGUAAAAAAUAUGGCACACUAGCAGAAAUGUCCAAUGACCUGCGGGAGAAAUACCAGGAAAUUUUACGCACCUAUAACGAAAUGGAACUACCUAGUGACUUCUACGACAACAUCGACCUGAUGAUUGAACGUACACCACUCCAAACGCAGUUGACGCGAAGUCGGUCGCAUAAUGCAACAGAUUUGGACACCAUAUCGGACUCGCAACAAUUGCGAACUGGAGACUCGGAAGAAGCAGUCAUCAGCGGUAAUUCUUUAGGCAUGGAAAUCAGCUCGGAAUUGCCGGGUGACAUUUUGCGAAACUCCACAUUGCAGCACACAGUAGUGCCGAGUGCAACGAAUGCCGAGUUAAGCAGCCUACAAUCGCAGGCGCCCGAAGUGCGCAGUGUUGCGAUCGACAUCAGUUCGCAGGAUGUUGGGCGUGGGAAUGAGCUGCCGGUACCUGAUACCAUACCUAUUGGAACACUGAGCAACAUCAGUUCAGCGUCCUCCAUCUGCUCAAUGGAACCACCCACCUUCCGAAGAACGCUGCAGGGAUACAGUAGUUCGCAGGAAGCUGGUCCAAGUGGUUUGCAAAGGCAACGUGAGGAAGCAACCUUUCCAAUGCCGAAGCGACGUAGAAUUUCACCCAUUCCUUUGAAUCCUUCACCCAAGGAAGUACAAUCGUCCCGGACCGUGGAAGUACGAUUGCCCCGUUUAAACGGAGGAUAAGGAUUGUCAGAGUUUUUAACGAUUGUCACUUUUUUAUUUACGCUUGUCGAUU
Molecule: messenger RNA, 1213 nt
Organism: Anopheles moucheti
Lineage: Eukaryota; Metazoa; Arthropoda; Insecta; Diptera; Culicidae
Exons: 3
Coding region: 1-1161 (386 amino acids)
Source: RefSeq, a predicted model, not a curated record